AUGGACAGCCUUUCUUUUGAAGAAGUGAAAGCCAAGUGGGACGUUAUUUUUAAGGACCCUUUACUUUCCCUAAGUUCUUUACGUGAGAAAGGAUAUAAUGGAAAUAUUUGUUCUCAGGGCCUGAGAUCUAUUUGCUGGAAGUUAUAUUUGGCUUACUUGCCAAGUUUAGACACCGCAACUUGGUCUCUUACUCUUAAUAAAGAACGACAACAUUAUACGGAUCUUCGCCAAAAGUAUAUUACGAGUCCAGCUACUGAUAACGAAAAUGAUAGUAACGCUGAUUUAAGCAUUAAUAAUCCAUUGUCUUUGGACCAAGCUAACCCUUGGCAAGAAUAUUUCAAAGAUACGGAGUUACGAAAAAUCAUUAAACAGGAUGUGGAAAGAACAUUUCCGGAAAAUGAAUAUUUUCGUUCCACAUCAGCCCAAAAUCGACUACUCGAUAUUCUUUUCAUUUAUUGUAAAAUGAAUACCGAUGUGUCAUAUCGUCAAGGAAUGCACGAACUUUUGGCUCCAAUAUUAUGGGUUGUUGAUAAUGAAAGUUUGUCCAGUACAAAUGGAUACACAAUGGUGAAUGGCGAAGAGGCUACAAUUAGACAAGCAUUGAGUGCAGAUUAUGUAGAACAUGAUACUUUUGCACUCUUUUCCUCGUUAAUGAAAUCUGCUAAAGUUUAUUACGAAUAUAAUGAUGAAGUGUUCAAUCGUAGACCUGUUAAGCGCGCGGGUCAAAACUCAGAUGUUGAUUAUGCUCGUUUAAUAAAAGAAGUACAAGCGGAGGCUGCAAAAUUAACACCCGUAGUCAUGAAAUGUAAUAAAAUUCAUGAUGAGUAUCUCAGAACAAUUGACCCUGAAUUAUAUCAUCAUUUGAAAAAUUUGGACAUUGAACCUCAACUUUAUGGAAUACGUUGGAUAAGACUUCUCUUUGGACGCGAGUUUCCUUUGAAUCAGGUUUUAAUAUUAUGGGAUGGAAUGUUUGCUGAAGAUCCGACACUAAGAAUUGUCGAUUUCGUAUGUGUGGCACUUAUGCUGCGUAUUCGUGACGAGUUACUUGAAUCAGAUUAUGCAGGUUGUUUAAGCAUGUUAAUGCGCUUUCCUUCAAUAAAUGAUGUCGAAGUUCUCGUCCCGCAAGCGAUAUAUCUUCGUGAUCAUUUAUCAUCUGAAGGUGGUAAUUAUAUAAUUCAACAAAAUGCAAUCAGGUUACGAAAACCCACCAUUCCGAUUCAGAUUCCUGUCCAACGAGAACAAAAUCGUAUUGAAGGUUUGGUACCUGAUGGAUUUGUUCAUGUGACUAAAAAUAGCGCAGUGAUAAUUAAUAAAGCUAUUUUGUCGGCGGUUGGAGAAGUAAAAAAAAAUCUUCGUCGACCUGAUGGUCAAUAUGAUCAUAGAAAACGUCAAAGUACGACUGAUUUUCCCCAAAGAUAUGCACAUUCUUAUCAACAUAUAGUACAUGAAACAGAAUCUCAUCAAAAUUCAGAAGAUUUCUUAAAAUUUAAGGAGCAAAAUCGGCAAAUGGGAAUCGUUGUGCAAAGAAGCAUUAACAUUCUUGAACAAGAAAUCUUGGGAAAAACUAAGUCUAGGGAAGAGGUUAACGCGGGAGAUGCAGAUAAGAUUGAAAAGAGUUCAGAUGGAACGACAUCUCGCUCUUCAUUCGAGUACAUCUCGGGUAACAACAACGAAGAAUCUAACAUACCUACUUCAAACGAGAUUUCUAUUCUUAACGUUUUGCACGGGCUUAAGCACAUUAGAGAUGUACUUAAUGGGUCAGUUAAAGAAUUCAAUCCCCAUAUUCUGGAUUUAACAAAUCACAAUGCGGAAGAUCAUGAGCAUUGGGAAGUUGUUGAUGAUGGUGUUAGUGUGGUGAGCAUGACUGGGACAGAAGAUGAAACCGCAUCUGUAACUAAAGAGGUUCAAACAAAACAAGAGAAGAUUGUAUCCACUGUAAAUACAUCCAAAGUACCAAUUUCGGAAUCUACUAAGAAAGAUGUUGAAAUUCCUCAAUCAUCACCACCAUCAUUUUCUUCAUUUUCAUCGCCGCUCUCGGACGAAACAUCACAAUCUACAUUAUUACAACAAUCAAAUCCAUUAGCUGAUCAAAUUAAAAUAUCUAAUUCAGUUGGCGAAAAACCGAGUUUAAUAUCAACCACGCAGUCUCGAUCAUCACCCAGAGGAGUAAAACCAACAUCAAUUUCAUUACCUAAAUCAAAGGUCAAAUUGAAUGAUGCAGAUAAGCGUAGUCUUGGUACACCAAAAUCAUCCAUUGCAUCUAAUUCAAAAUAUAGUUGGAUGAUUGAAGGUUGCACGGAAGAUGACGAUAAUUCAUUAUUUAACCCCAAAAGAUCUAGUAUCGUAAGUAUUAGUGGGUUAUCUAGUUAUUCUUCAGAACGUGUGAACUAUGGAUAUCUAGAUGAACCAAUAGAGGAUGAGGACCAAUUUAAAAAAUCAAACUUAACACAAAAACGCUCAAAAAAUACUGAACGUAAUAGAAGUGACAGUAUAGGAUCAGUAUCUUCAACGAAUAAUUUGAAAAAAGCCAAUAACAAUGUAACAUCCGCGAUUCCCGUUGAAGAUCCUUUAGGUGUUUUAUAA
Molecule: messenger RNA, 2583 nt
Organism: Cetraspora pellucida
Lineage: Eukaryota; Fungi; Glomeromycota; Glomeromycetes; Diversisporales; Gigasporaceae
Source: the annotation of a GenBank genome assembly